Messenger RNA from Phaeoacremonium minimum UCRPA7, 579 nucleotides. Its product is annotated as putative rna exonuclease protein. The transcript has 2 exons. The coding region runs from base 1 to 579 and encodes 192 amino acids. The record is from RefSeq and is a predicted model, not a curated record. Gene Ontology annotation, molecular function: 3'-5'-RNA exonuclease activity; nucleic acid binding. Lineage: Eukaryota; Fungi; Ascomycota; Sordariomycetes; Togniniales; Togniniaceae. Gene Ontology annotation, cellular component: mitochondrion.
AUGGCCAGCCACAACGCCCCCCUGGUCUGGAUCGACUGCGAGAUGACUGGUCUCAAUGUCGAUUCAGACCACAUCAUCGAGAUCUUCUGCCUCAUCACGGACGGCGAUCUGAACCUGCUCGACGAGGCAGGCUGGGGCACGGUGAUACACCAGUCCAAGGAACGCAUGGACAUGAUGGACGAGUGGUGCACCCGAGUGCACGGCAAGAGCGGCCUUACGGCAGCGGUCAUCGAGUCCAGCGUGACGGCGCAGCAAGCCGCCGACGAGCUACUUGCUUACAUCCAGAAGUACGUCCCGGAUCGCAAGACAGCUCUCCUCGCGGGGAACAGCGUCCACGCGGACCGAGCCUUUCUCCGGAAGGAGCCGUACAAGAAGGUCACCCAGCACCUGCAUCACAGGAUCAUGGAUGUCAGCACUCUAAAGGAGGCGGCCAAGCGCUGGUGUCCUGAAAUCGCACGCCGGGUCCCGUCCAAGAAGGCUCUGCACCAGGCGCGGCAGGAUAUCAUCGAGAGCAUUGAAGAGGCAAAGUACUACAAGGAGGCCAUAUUCCAACCUGCCGCUAUUAAGACUACGGAGUGA